UGUAUACUCGUGGACGUAGGCGUCGUUGCAGCAGUAUAUUCGCGCUGUUUUUUUCGCACUCUCACGCACUCAACCGAGGCUCGCGAGCCAACAACGUGUGAGGCGCUGUAAAAACGCCGGUGCUUUCUCCGAGCUACGAGAGCAACCAUUUCAUCCCUCGUGUCCGAGACGCUGUUGAAUUGUCAAUCAACGUCUUGUAGCUUUUCCCGUGACGACAACCAACAACAGCUUAUCAGCAGCUCUGGCGCUGGAAGCCUGGGUGACAAAAUACACCGGACUAAGCAGCGAUUGCACAAAAGAGUAAAGUUAAUAAAUAAGGCGAUCGCGCGACGACAUUAGAGGAAGGAACCGUUUGCGGCGCUGCACGAUUAUUACGAGCAAGCGAGAAUCGGCGGGCAUACCUCGGCGGCGUGUUUACGUUCGAGCGAAAGGCGUUUCGUCACUUGCACGAGUGCAUCGCGAGGAAAGAAUCGCGGAAAGAGAGAUCGCGCGUGGCAGGAAGCUCUCGGCGGUGGCAGCAGCUCGUCAACGCUCGACAGGGAAGGCAGCUCUCCAACCGCUACAAUGACGAUGACGGACCCGAUGGACGAGCUCUACGGGGUCUUCUGCGUGAUCGUUGCGAUGGUGGUUUUCGCGUGCGCCGCGAUCGGUUGCAAGACCUACAAAAACUACAAGAAGCGCAGUACGGACCUCGCGGACCUGGUCGAGGUGAAGAUCCCCAUGGACGAGCUGGCCGGGCCCAGGGGCUUCCCGAUCAUCGGAGCCCUGCACCAGCUCAGCGACAGCGGCGGACCCUUCGAGGCGUUCACCCGCUUGUCCCAGAUGUACGGCGAGAUGUACGCGAUCCAGCUGGGCUCGGCCAAGUGCGUCGUCGUGAGCAACAUUGCCCUCGCCAAGGAGGUUCUUAUCACCCGGGGCUUCGACUUUGGAGGCCGGCCCGACUUUCUUCGCUUCCACUCGUUGUUCGGCGGCGAUCGGAACAAUUCGUUGGCGCUGUGCGACUGGUCAUCCCUGCAGAAGAGGCGGCGCAGCAUCGCUCGAGUCUUCUGUUUCCCGCGACAAGGAGGAAAUCACAUGACCGCCUUGUCGGACGUCAGCAUCCAGGAGAUGAACAGCUGCCUGGACUAUCUGUGCAAGGAGAGCACGAGGCCGAUCAUUGAGGGCAGGGAGCCUUUCAAGCCCAUAAUCAUGCGCACGAUCGCCAACAUCUUCACGAAUUACAUGUGCUCGAUGAGCUUCGGCUACGACGACGCCAAGUUCAACGAGAUCGUCACGACCUUCGACAAGAUCUUCUGGGACAUCAACCAGGGCUACGCCCUCGACUUUUUGCCCUGGCUCAAACCCUUUUACAAGAAGCACCUCGACACCCUCAACGAUUGGGCCUCGACGAUUCGCAGCUUCCUCCUCGAGCGCAUAAUCAACAAAAAGUACGAAAAAUUGCAGAACGGGGGCAAGCCGAGCGACUUCACCGAGACCCUGCUCGAGCAUCACUUGUCGCCCGAGUCCGACCUGACCUGGGAGCACAUCAUGUUCGAGCUGGAGGACUUUAUCGGCGGACACUCGGCGGUCGGCAACCUCCUCACCAUGAUCUUCGUCUAUCUGGCCAAGAACCCCGAGGCCCAGCGAAAGAUAUACGACGAGGUCGAGCGGCUCAAGUUCGGCAAGCGCCAGAGGGAAGACUACGUGGUCUCGCUCUACGACAGAGAGGAGCUGCCCUACACGGAGGCCGUCAUGUGGGAGACGCUGCGCAUGUCGAGCUCGCCGAUCGUCCCCCACGUGGCCAUCACCGACACCUCCCUCGGCAACUGCACCAUCGACAAGGGCACCUGCGUCUUCAUCAACAAUUACGAAUUGAACCUCGGCACGUCCUACUGGGGCGACGACGCCCGAGAAUUCAAACCCGAACGAUUCAUACGCAGCGUCAAGGACGAACGGGGUAAUUCCAAGGACUGUCCCGUCAAACCCGCGCACUUUUUGCCCUUCUCCACGGGAAAACGUACGUGCAUAGGCCAGCGCUUGGUCCAGUCGAUAUCCUUUGUAUUCCUCUCCAACUUCGUCUGGAAGUACGAGCUCCAAGUGCCCGACGGACAGGACCCUAUGGAUUACGUGCAGCCGAGUUGCGUCGCGCUACCCCCCGAAUGCUUUAAUCUGAAAUUCGUCGAGCGCCAUCCGAGCAGAAAAGUACCGGCCGCCAAGAGCCCGCAAGAAAACGAAACUCCCGUCGAGCUUUCUUCGAGCGUCCGUUGAGCGAUGAAAGAGCCGAGCGAUGCACCUGACAUUUGCAUUCGCGCCUUGAAUUUAUGUAUUGCCCUUCCUUUGACACGCAAAAUUACUUAUUUACGUGACUUCGUGGACUAUCAUUUUUAGUCUUUAGAGAGCUUACCGAAGCCGGGCUGAUAAGCGACAUUUUCGAAGCAUGUCUUUGGCAAUUUUUUCAUCGAUACUUUUGAAAAAAGCUAUUAAAAUCAAAGAAAUGGACUUUGAAAUUUUCCACUAUUACCCUGGCUUUCGUAUGCUUUGGAAAAAAAAUGGAUAACAGUAAGUUUAUCAUAACAGUAUUUUGUUAAGGAACCGACAUCCUGGUGGCGACUCUGGGUUUCGCCAGUAUCCUUUCUUAGUGUGAUUCUACUGAGCAUAUUAGCUUUUUAUUUUACGUACCAAAUGCAUUUUUUGGUCAAAUAGUCAUAAUUCAGUAUCUUUUCCGCUACAACGACCCUUAUAUGACUUUAUUUUAUCGGCAGAUCGUACGUGCGUUAAAAUUUACCCAUAAACUCUCACUUUCGUACCUUCCUCAUUCGUGAUAGUGUAUGCGUCAAAAUUCAAACUGCGCAGAUUUAUAUUUUUGAAAAUAAAACAAACACGGUAUGAAUUUUUUUUACAAAUUUUAUCUAGUUUAAGAGAAAUGUAUCGAGUCAAAAAAUAAUAUGAUCAAAAGUAAUGGGUGUAAGUCAGUGAAAAAUAAGUUAAAACUUGCGAUUCACUAAAAUAUGCAUAUCAUUAAAAGAUGAUGUUACUGACAAGACUGAUUGUCAUUUUUUUAGCAUUUAAGUAUGUAUUUUAAUUUAUCAGUGCUUCAUCCAAGUCAAUGAAUUCGAGAUUAAUUAUAAUAUUAUUUAAUUUUAUUGGCUUUUAUACGGAAGAAAGAUAUUUUUAUUUUAUCUCUUCUUGAAAAUUUUAUUGAAAUUUCUUCGAACAAUUCCAAAACCUCACCAAGAUCAUUAUUAAACUUAUAUAUUACUGUAAAUAUAUCAAUUAAAAUUGUAAAUCUAAUUAAUUGAAACAUCACUGACUUUUUUAAUAGUAGUUAUGUUAAUUUAUCUUAAGUAUGCUUCGUUCCUGUAGUCAGAGGCGCUCAUAUUUACGUGAAUAAGAUUUACUUCAUAUUGUCGAUGGUGUGAACGCUUUGUUGUACAUGAGCAUAAAGCUUUAACUGUGGUUUUCGUAAGAUCAUUGUAUUUGAAAAGCCAGGCAGCAACAUCAAUCUGUAAAUAGACAAUAAU
This is a messenger RNA of Trichogramma pretiosum, 3500 nucleotides long. RefSeq names its product cytochrome P450 307a1-like. The transcript is spliced from 3 exons. Bases 565 to 2247 code for a protein of 560 amino acids. The record is from RefSeq and is a predicted model, not a curated record. Gene Ontology annotation, molecular function: iron ion binding; heme binding; monooxygenase activity. NCBI's taxonomy places the organism in Eukaryota, Metazoa, Arthropoda, Insecta, Hymenoptera, Trichogrammatidae.